This is a messenger RNA of Cadophora gregata, 165 nucleotides long. RefSeq lists its product as uncharacterized. Lineage: Eukaryota; Fungi; Ascomycota; Leotiomycetes; Helotiales; Ploettnerulaceae. The record is from RefSeq and is a predicted model, not a curated record. The coding region runs from base 1 to 165 and encodes 54 amino acids. The transcript has a single exon.
AUGGACCAUCAUUCCAAGAUGGACUCCAAGUAUGUUUCUGGGACGGAGAGUACCUCCGACAACAACAAGAACGGCGAUCACCACUUGACCAACAUCGAGUCGGUCGCCAAUGGACAGCUCGUACCUAAGGUGCAUUUCAAUCUGUUUGCAGCGAUCGGCGUCUAG